UUAUCCGCCCAGCCCAUUCCCCUCUUCACCAACAACACCAACAACAACCACCGGUUUCGCUCGAACCAGACAACAUGAUCACCCACAUCGUGCAGGUGCAAUUCAAGUCUUCGACCAGCCCCGACCGGGUUGAAGAAGUGUGCAGCAAUCUGGUCGCGCUGAAGGACAAGUGUCUUCAUCCGACCACCCAGACGGCAUACAUCAAGUCCUUCCGAGCCGGGAAACAGAACUCGCCCGAAGGGCUGAACAACGGCAUCACUCAUGUGUUCGUCAUGGAGUUCGAGUCCGAGGAAGACCGCGAGUACUACCUGAACAAGGACCCCGAUCAUCUCGCCUUCGUCAAGGGUCUGGGCGGGGACAUUGAGAAGGUGCAGGUGGUCGAUUUUACAAACGGCGUCUUCUAGAUUUCCCGGGCGCCCCCGGCUUACUACUGUGCCAUUUGAGGUGGGACACGGUAGGGAUGUUGACUGCACGGACUGCAAGACCCUACCUGGACCUGGUCGUGUAAAUAGAUGACUCUUCGAGCAUGUGCAGCUGAUAAGCGAAUUGAUGUUUCAUGGACAUCUAAUCAUUG
Messenger RNA from Aspergillus brunneoviolaceus CBS 621.78, 574 nucleotides. RefSeq names its product Dabb family protein. The transcript is spliced from 3 exons. Bases 75 to 404 code for a protein of 109 amino acids. The record is from RefSeq and is a predicted model, not a curated record. Lineage: Eukaryota; Fungi; Ascomycota; Eurotiomycetes; Eurotiales; Aspergillaceae.